Molecule: messenger RNA, 729 nt
Organism: Pyrus x bretschneideri (Chinese white pear)
Lineage: Eukaryota; Viridiplantae; Streptophyta; Magnoliopsida; Rosales; Rosaceae
Exons: 1
Coding region: 1-729 (242 amino acids)
Source: RefSeq, a predicted model, not a curated record
AUGUACAAUUUGAAGCUGGAUAAGUUCGAGGGCCAUGAAGGUUUUAAGGGAGCGGAGCAGUGGCUAGAACAUAUUGAGAAGACCUUUCGUGUUCUUCAUAAUCAGGGGAAUUUCCCUGUUGAGAAGUGGGUUGAGAUGACAUCUUGGUUUUUGGGUAAGGAUUCGGCAUCCUGGUGGGAGCAGGAGGUUCGUUUGUCCCCAGAGGAGAUGACUGAUUGGGAGGUGUUCAGAGAGUUGUUCAGGAGAAGGUUCGUGCCUCCUGAGUACAUUGAUCGCAAAAAGCAGGAAUUCACUAAGUUAAGGCAAGGGAAAUUGACGGCGAACGAGUAUUAUUGGAGGUUUACUGAUUUGUCCCGUUAUCAUCCGGAUGUUGCUGCCAAUCCGGCAGAGAUGCUUCGUCGUUUCCGCUUGGGUACUAAGAAGAAGCAGCGUUCUAUGACGACCAUUACCCCUUGUGACACCUACCAGGAGUUCUAUGAGAUUCUGUUGAGGAUUGAGGAUUUCGAGAACAUGCCCAGUGAGAGUGAGGAGGAAGAGAAAUAUGGUAACCAGAGGAAGGAUGACAAGGGCAAAGGUCAGGCAUCGCUCGGACCUCACAAGACCCAGAGCUUUAAGCGAGGUGGAACCAGUUCUAGUUCUUUUAGCGGUGGUUUUAGUGCCACUGGUCAGGGUCGUGGUGGUAGAUUUGCUGGGGAUACUAGAGGUCAGAGGCAGGGUGAUGUGAUGUGA